GAAAAACAAAAUAACCAAGUUAAUUAAAAGACAAAAUCAAUGACGACGAAGUUUGUGGCAACUGUAGCAGCAGCAUCAUCGAUACAAACGAAUAUGACAGAGCUCAGUAUUAAAUUAAUUAUCAUACCGAUUCUUAUAUCUGCCUUAACUUACUUCAAUUAUCAUCUAAUAGACCCCGAAAAUCAACCACAAGUCACGAAAGUUCUAUUAAAGGAAUACGAUUUUGUAGUGGUCGGUAGUGGUUCAGCUGGUAGCGUUGUUGUUAAUAGAUUAACAGAGAAUUCAGAAUGGAGUGUUCUUCUUUUAGAAGCAGGUAGUUACGAAACUGUCAUCUCAGACGUACCGGCUUUGUCAGUCAACUUGUACAAUACCAAAAUGGAUUGGAAAUAUAGGACUGAAAACCAAGAUAGUGCUUGUCAAGCAAUGAAAGAUAAACGUUGUUGUUGGCCCCGUGGAAAGGUAUUAGGAGGUUCAAGCGUCCUUAAUGCCAUGCUAUAUAUUCGUGGAAAUCGUCGUGACUUCGAUCAAUGGGAAAGCUUUGGUAACCCUGGUUGGGGAUACGACGAUGUACUCCCAUACUUUAAAAAGUCACAGGACCAAAGAAAUCCAUAUUUGGCGAGGAACACCAAAUACCAUAGCACAGGUGGUUAUUUAACUAUUCAAGAGUGUCCCUAUAAUACGCCUCUAGGUCCUGCCUAUCUUCAAGCUGCAGAAGAAAUGGGUUAUAACAUCGUGGAUAUAAAUGGCCAACAACAAACGGGCUUUGCAUUGCCUCAAUAUACAAUGCGCAGAGGCGCUAGAUGUAGUGCAGCCAAGGCAUUCGUACGUCCCAUCAAAUUUCGAAAGAAUUUUCACCUAUCAUUAUGGAGCCAUGUUACGCGUGUUCUCAUAGAUCCAAGUACCAAAAGAGCAUACGGUGUAGAAUUUAUUAGGAAUGGUCGUAUUGAGACCGUAUUAGCGAAGAAAGAAGUUAUACUUUCGGCAGGUGCUAUAAACACCCCUCAAUUAUUGAUGCUGUCUGGAAUUGGAGCUAAGAAUCACCUCGAAGAUCUUGGUAUUCCAGUGAUUCAGGAUUCACCUGGUGUUGGACAGAACCUUCAAGAUCAUAUAGCCCUUGGUGGUCUUACCUUCCUUGUCGACCACGAAAUCAGCUUUGUUUAUAAUCGCAUAUUAAAUAUAAAUUCAAUAUUGAAAUAUGCAAUUACCGAAAACGGUCCACUAACUUCGAGUAUUGGUUUCGAAUCAGUAGGCUUUUUAUCCACCAAAUAUGCCAAUCAGACGGACGAUUGGCCCGAUGUAGAGUUAAUAAUUACCUCUUCCUCAGUUAAUAACGGAGGAAAACUAUUUAAAGAUGCUCUUUGUCUAACGGAUAAUUUUUACAAUAAAAUGUAUAGAGAGAUCACUGGCCAAGAUGGUUUCAAUAUUUUACCAAUGAUACUCAGACCUAAAUCUCGUGGAUAUGUGAAAUUAAGGUCGAAAAAUCCGCUUGAUAAUCCAUUAAUGUAUCAUAAUUAUUUAACGAAUACUGAUGACGUAAAAGUUUUACGAGAAGGAAUCAAAGCAGCAAUUGCAUUUACUAAAACGAGUAGUCUGAAAAGAUUCGGAGCAAGAUUUCACAGCAAGCCAUUGCCAAAUUGUAAACAUCUUCGGAUUUUCACGGAUGAGUAUUGGGAAUGUGCAAUUCGCCAAUUCACAAUGACAAUUUAUCACAUGAGCUGUACUGCGAAAAUGGGUCCACGAUCCGAUCCAAUGGCGGUCGUAGAUCCCUCUUUAAAAGUAUAUGGAGUAGAAGGACUUCGAGUGAUCGAUGCUUCGAUCAUGCCUACGAUCACUAGUGGAAAUAUCAAUGCACCUGUGAUAAUGAUUGGUGAAAAAGGUUCAGAUCUCAUAAAAAAGGACUGGAUGUCCAAAUGAAAGAGAAUCAUCGACGUUUCAGACGAACUAAUCGACAAUAUGAUUAAAAUCUUUAUGCAGAAAGACAUUAUCUUUAUGUGCCCGGUUUUACUGAGACCAAAGAGCAGGGAUGAACUUAAGUUACGUAGCACCGAUCCUGCCGAUCAAGUUAAGAUAUUCGCGAAUUAUUUUGCUGAUAAAUCUGACAGAAAAAUACUUUUGAAGUCUCUCGAUUUUGUUAAGUUGUUGGUGGCAACUAAGACUUUCCAAAACAAUGGAAUAACUUCACGUCAUUACGACAUACCGAAUUGUCGUAACACUGAGUCCGAUUCCACGGAAUAUUGGGAUUGUAACUUAAGUAACACAGCAGGAACAUUCUACCAUCCGGUUGGAUCAGCUAAAAUGGGCCAUUCUAGUGAUCCUACAGCAGUCGUCGAUCUUCGUCUCAAAGUACACGGCAUUUAAAGACUAAGAGUCAUCGAUGCUUCCAUAAUGCCGCAAAUUAUCAGUGCAAAUACAAACGCACCAACGUUGAUGAUAGCCGAGAAAGGAGCGGAUAUGAUAAAAGAGGAUUAGCUAGGAAAGGAUGAGCUAUAAAAAAAAAUAAUUGAAAGUCGUAAAGUAAACUUUAAGUUCUUAUAUACCACGAUGCUUCUUUAAUAGGUAGCUUCUUUUGUUCUUACAACGUAGAAAAAGAAACGUAUCACUUUUAUAGAGAUAAUUAAAAAUAUUCAAAUUGCUUUCUGGUAUCUGG
Vespa crabro (European hornet) is the source of this 2647-nucleotide messenger RNA. RefSeq names its product glucose dehydrogenase [FAD, quinone]-like. Gene Ontology annotation, molecular function: flavin adenine dinucleotide binding; oxidoreductase activity, acting on CH-OH group of donors. The record is from RefSeq and is a predicted model, not a curated record. The transcript is spliced from 4 exons. NCBI's taxonomy places the organism in Eukaryota, Metazoa, Arthropoda, Insecta, Hymenoptera, Vespidae.